UCGCCGAAUCAGUGUGAGUGCGGCAGCGAAAGUGAUUGGUGUUAAGCAAUAGUGGGCGGACAAAUAGUGCAAAAGCAGCGGAUCCAAGCAACUUGCAACAAUACAGUUUUCGAAAAAUAUAGUUUUCCAAACAUGAAGUGCGCCAUAGCAUUCUUAUUGCUGGCCGGUAUGCUGGCCAUAGGCGUCAACGCCGGCAACGAACCGGUUUGCUCAUAUCGGAAUACGCAGGGCGAAACGAUAUUCCUAAAAUAUUUGCCGCUACUGAAACAGGGUCAGGAUUAUGUGGACUUCGGUGUGGAUGGCAAGUGUGUGAAGCGCGCUGUAUGUUCGGAGAAUUUCAAAACCGAAGUGGAAGAUUGCGGCAAGUAUCGCGUCACGUGCGGUAACAAAAAGACCUUCAAUGGCGUCUUUCCCGGCUGCUGUGUCAAAUGUUAAUUGAAAAAUAAAAAAAAAAACAACAACCACAAACAACAAAAAAUAA
Molecule: messenger RNA, 481 nt
Organism: Bactrocera neohumeralis
Lineage: Eukaryota; Metazoa; Arthropoda; Insecta; Diptera; Tephritidae
Exons: 3
Coding region: 133-435 (100 amino acids)
Source: RefSeq, a predicted model, not a curated record